This is a messenger RNA of Coniophora puteana RWD-64-598 SS2, 1140 nucleotides long. RefSeq lists its product as uncharacterized. Gene Ontology annotation, cellular component: mitochondrion. The transcript has 5 exons. The record is from RefSeq and is a predicted model, not a curated record. NCBI's taxonomy places the organism in Eukaryota, Fungi, Basidiomycota, Agaricomycetes, Boletales, Coniophoraceae. The coding region runs from base 1 to 975 and encodes 324 amino acids. Gene Ontology annotation, biological process: biosynthetic process; mitochondrial respiratory chain complex I assembly.
AUGAUCUUUACUCGUCGCGUUCCUCAGCGCGUUGCAGCUGAGCUCUCCCGCAGUGUCGCUAGGCCAUCUCGUCUCGCUUAUUCCAGGAAGCGCACAGUCGCCACUGCCGCAAGCGGCUCGGCCAAUCCGCGCCAGUACUGCGAGGAAUACGUCCAAAAACAUGACUAUGAGGGUUACCUGACGUCAAAGUUCUACCCCAGACACCGUCAAAGUGGGUAUUAUGCCCUCAGGGCUUUCUAUAUUGAGCUUGCGUCUGUGCAGGAGUCAGUGUCCAAUGCCGUGCUAGGCCAGAUGAGGAUGCAAUUCUGGAGAGACGCUGUUAAGGAUAGUGCGAAUGGUAAACCUCCUAGGCACCCAGUAGCUCUGGCUCUCCACGACAACAUCACGUCACUGAAGUCGGCACCCUAUCAUCUCAAACGUAUCAUUGAUGCCCGUGAUAAUGAGCUGCAGAAUCCCACCCACUUGACCAUGGAUUCACUGACGUCGCACGCAGAAUCCACAGCUUCGACCCUCCUUUACUUACUUCUUUCUCAAUUUUCCUUAACAUCCCAUGACCUCUCACAUGCCGCAUCUCAUGUCGGCAUAGCUUCUAGCCUAGCCACUCUGCUACGCGCGCUACCCUUCCACAUCUCCAAAGGUCAAAUGGUUAUUCCUGCCGAGAUCACUGCGAAGCAUGGUGUCAGCCAGGAAGAGGUGUUCAGGACGAGGAAAUCUUCGCCUAAGCUAGAAGACGCGGUGUUCGAGUUUGCUACGAUCGCGAACGACCACCUGCUUACUGCACGGGAGAUGUUUAAGGAGACGGGUGGGAAGGUGCCAGCGGAAGCUAUGCCGAUAUUCCUAACUGCGGUACCCGCUGCGUCAUAUCUGAAACGGCUGGAGGUAGCCAACUUCGACGCGUUUCACCCUUCGCUGAAGGUACGAGACUGGAAGUUGCCGUGGCAUGUCUGGAGGAGUUACUAUAAACGGACAUUCUGAAUUCGACGUGAACCGCGACGCGAUGAUAACGUUAUUCGCGAGUUGUCGUUAUCUCGAGGUACACGCGCCCUUCUAGAUCUUAGCAUAUUAUCGCAUACACCCAGCACAAGUACUCCUUAGAUUGUCCUCUGCCGAAGCGCUAUAGCAUGCCUAAUCCGAGGAUCG